GGUAAAUAGUGCGUAUAAAGCAGGACUAGGUUUCAUAAAAUUCAUAAAUAUUAAAAAACUUUUUUUAAUUCGUUCGAAACUCGAUCCGUGGACAUAUUGUAGAUGCUGGUGAGUAAGUACCAAAUGUUUAUAAACCAAGGCAAAAAUAAAAUUAGAUUUACGAAUGUCUUUAUUAUCCUUCGUUCAUUCAUUCCAUUCGCCUAACCAAUCCAAGAACCAUUCAUGCAGUACAACAGAAAUAAUACGUUUAAGUACAGUCGCACCGCGGGUUUUACCAACAUUCAGACUCGAAAAGCACACACAAACUGUACCGAGAGCAAACAAAAUUAAACGGUAUAAAAAAAACACCGAGCUAAUCCUGCCAAACGGUUUCCUGGAAUUUCGAUUGAUGAAUCCGCUGGCGCCUUCGAAAAAUAGCAAAGUGACUACGCCGCCACCAGCCUCAUCGUCGGACUCGAUUUUCGAGAAAUUGAGCACCGGCGAACUCCUGAAGCACCUACUGAACGCGCGCUCGGAUCCCGACGGCGAUGUCUUCGAGGAAAACGCUACGCCCGGCCGUGAUUCAUCUCGGGACACCGAUGAGAGCUGUCCAACGCGCCCAAUGACCAGAGCCACACGCAGUUCUUGCGAUGGUGAUGAGAGCGCCGAACGCUCGCGGAAAGCGUCGCCGUUCGAUGGGGAUUGGGGUGCAUCAGCGCGAAAAUCCCUCGGAAGCGAGGAGAGCUCCUGUUCGUUGGACUUCAUUUCGCGGCUUCAGGCCUCCUUCGCGACGGACGUUGGUGAUUUUGGUGGAGUUUCCGACGGGACGGGGUGCUGUGCCAGUGAGGCGGGGGCGACUUUGAGGGUGAACAGUGGUGUUGGUGAUGGUGGUUGUGCGCCGUUUGCUUCCGAUGUGAUAGGGGAAGAGACACGUGGUGAUACUGAGGACGAUUGCGCUGUGAGAAACGAGGGAAGUGGUGAUGAAGAUAUUGAUGAUAAGAUGGUUUUAGUACCUGCAGAUCCAUUAGAAUGGACGUUUAAACACAUAAAAUCUUGGCUGGAAUGGUGCACAAGGAAGUUUUCCUUGCAUCCCAAGCCGGAUCCGGAGAAUUUUCCGCAAAGUGGUUCCGAAAUAUGCAAUUUAACCGGGAAUGAUUUCGAAGAAAAAACUAACAGUUCCAGAACAGGUAAAAUUCUUGCCAAGCAUAUUGCUUACCUGAGACAUAGCGUAACGGGCCGAGCUAGCAGCCCGUUAAACGUAGAAUGCAAAGAAUUCGAGGACGACACCGAUGAAGAUGAACAAGAUCCUUACCAACUCCUGAACGCGGCGACGAGUCGAUUGGUGGCGCAGGGCUCCGGCCAGAUCCAACUGUGGCAAUUCCUGCUAGAGCUGCUCAACGAUUCGUCGAACGCCGCCUGCAUCACGUGGGAAGGCACCAAUGGCGAGUUCAAACUCACCGACCCCGACGAGGUGGCCAGAAGAUGGGGGGAGCGGAAGUCCAAGCCGAAUAUGAACUACGACAAACUGAGCAGAGCUCUUAGAUAUUACUACGAUAAAAACAUAAUGUCGAAGGUGCACGGAAAGAGGUACGCGUACAAAUUCGACUUCCAGGGACUGAUGGCGGCCUGCCAAGCCCAAGCGCAAGGCCAAGGCGACGUUUUGCCGACGUACCACAAGUACCAGCAGCACCAGAGCGAACUGGGAGCAGCCUUGUACCCAGCCGGUCACGCGCCCAAUCACCGAUUGCCCAGCAUCCUGCCGGCCACGACGCAGCAUUCCCAUUCCCAGACGACGCUGUUCCCACCGCCGACUUACUGGCCCUAUUCACCGGCGACCUUCGAUCCCAGGGGAAACCCUUUCAAUUAGAGGAUCAUCGAAUAAGUGUCUUUUAUAGGUAUAUAAUGACCGAUAGUUAAUGGGGACGUGUGUGCCUACAUAGUUGCACUUGUAAAAUUAGAUAGGUAGAGUAGACGGGAAUUUAAAUAUCUUAAAUAUUUGAAUGUACUUGGGACAAGGUUUAAGUACAACUGCUAAGGUUCUAUCAUAUGAAAUUUAACAUUUUGGAUUUAUUGUAAAAAAUGUUAAAUCUUUAAUAGCCGAUGUUAAAUAUUAUAAACAAUCACUACUGAAUUACCAGGAGCAAUUUUAUCUACUUUACUAAAUGAAUAAAGUAACAUUUGGUUUGUUCCAAAAAACAAUACAGAACUGUUCAGAAUAUUAUUGAGUUUGUGUAAGUUCUACUAUUGUACUUAUUUUGGAACAAUCCUUAUCCUCUUCAACUACAGGAUUUCUUAUUGUUAGUAUAUUCAAUUUCUAAUGUCAAUGUUACUUAAAAAGUGAUUUUUUUAUGAUUAGGUACAUCGGCAUAAAUCGAACAUUAUAUGUUCAUCUGAUCAAGUAAAAUGUAUUAAUAAAACCAAUUGAUAUUAAGUCGUUAU
Phyllotreta striolata is the source of this 2418-nucleotide messenger RNA. Lineage: Eukaryota; Metazoa; Arthropoda; Insecta; Coleoptera; Chrysomelidae. The record is from the annotation of a GenBank genome assembly.